AUGGAAAACUGUAAUCAAACAUCAAAUGAUUUCAUCUUACUGGGAUUGUUCCCACCAUCAUCAGCUGGCUUUCUGCUCAUUGCUCUCAUUAUUCUUGUGUUCCUGAUGGCACUAAUUGGCAACCUGUCCAUGAUGCUCCUCAUCCUCCUGGACCCCCAUCUCCACACACCCAUGUAUUUCCCACUGAGUCAGCUCUCUCUCAUUGACCUAAAUUACAACUCCACCAUCAUCCCUAAGAUGGCUUCCUACUUUCUGUUUGGAAGCAAGUCAAUCUCCCUCAUGGGAUAUGGGAUUCAGAGUUUCUUCUUUUUGACUCUAGGAGGUGCAGAAACACUGCUCCUGACAUCCAUGGCCUAUGACCGCUAUGUGGCUAUUUGCCGUCCUCUCCACUGUCCUGCCUGCCCUGUCCUGGCACUCGGCACAGAGCUCACUCUAGACAGGGAGAAGUACGCCUCUGCCAUGACACAGGCUGUGGCCAGGACCAGCCCCUCCCUGCCUACUCCCUUCCCUGGCAGUGACCACGUGUACCCCAUCUGUGGUGGCUGCCCCCACAGCACCCCGGUCUGGUCCGCGUCCCACCCAGUCCCCCCGAGGUGUGCUGUGGUGCCCUAA
Molecule: messenger RNA, 612 nt
Organism: Tupaia belangeri chinensis (Chinese tree shrew)
Lineage: Eukaryota; Metazoa; Chordata; Mammalia; Scandentia; Tupaiidae
Product: olfactory receptor 2L5-like
Exons: 2
Coding region: 1-612 (203 amino acids)
Biological process (GO): G protein-coupled receptor signaling pathway
Cellular component (GO): membrane
Molecular function (GO): olfactory receptor activity; G protein-coupled receptor activity
Source: RefSeq, a predicted model, not a curated record